GAUUUACGUUGACGCCAUCAUCAACCACAUGACCGCAAGGUUCGCCGGCGUCGGGACGGCCGGAAGUGCCUUCGACGCUACGAAUCUCAGCUUCCCGGCCGUUCCGUACACGAGAGACGACUUUAACGGAAAGCAAACUUGCAAACGCGACGGGUUUCUGCACGACUACGAAGACCUCUCCCAGCGACGGAACUGCGAGAUCGGAUUGGUCGAUUUGAAUCAAGCGCAUGAGCACGUCAGGGAUAUGAUUGUCGGCUACAUGAACAACCUCAUUGACAUAGGCGUCGCUGGUUUUCGGAUUGACGCAGCGUCCCACAUUUGGCCCGGCGAUCUGGCGGUGAUGUUUGCGCGCUUGCAUCAUCUCAAGAGAGAUGUGUUCGGCGAAGGGAAACGCCCGUUUAUUGUCCAGGAGGUCAUCGAGUACGGAAAUUCGACGUCGCUGAUGCGCGAGUACCUCGGAACCGGGAGGGUAACUAGGUUUAACUACAGCGUCGCAUUGGCGGAAGCGUUUUUCCGGAAGACGGCGCCGCUGCAGAGUCUUCGAGAUAUCGGCUCCACUUUCCCGCCUUCUGGCGACGCCCUCGUAUUCGUGAGUAACCACGACACCCAGCGUUGGCAUGGUAACGGAGGCGCUCCAAUCACCUUCUUCGAGCCAAAGGAAUUAAAAAUGGCGACUAUCUUCAUGUUGGCGUAUUCGUAUGGCGUUCCUAGAAUCAUGAGCAGUUUCUUGUUCAACAGGUCCAUUUCAAGUUGGGAAACUGAAAACUACGCACAAGGGCCUCCACACGGUGACGACAUGUCCAUUAGUGACGUCAUUAUCAAAACGGACAUGACGUGUGGGAACGGAUGGGUAUGUGAGCACCGAUUGCCGGAAAUGUUCAAGAUGGUGAGAUUCGCAAAUGUUGUGGCCGGAACUCCUGUCCAGAAUUGGCAGACGUUUGGCGACUUUCAGAUAGCUUUCUCCAGGGGAAGCAAAGGCUUCGUAGCGAUGGCAGCCGAUGACGGUCACUUCAACCGACGUAUUCGUACUGGACUUCCUGCUGGAAGAUAUUGUGACGUCAUUUCCGGUGACUACGUCAGCGGCACUUGUGAUGGAAAGAUUAUUGAUGUUGACGUUACGGGAUCGGCUCACAUCACUUUUAAUGGCAAUUCGGAGGUGCCUGUAACCGCAAUCCACGCAGGUGCGAUGCUUUGAGGACAAUGAUUAGAAUGACAGACCAGGAACAGAACAGAGUAUUUUAUUACGUCGACUGUGUCCACUUGUAAAAACACGUGGCACUAUAACAACAAUGACAGAACUCACACCUUUAGCAGAAGAGACAACCUAGAAAGACAAACGUUAAGAUUUCAACUCGCUUUUUCCUUAAAGGUUGUUUUAGUUAUAUAAAUGGAAUAAUCUUUAUUAUGCAUAAUAUCUUCAUUUCGAACACAUAUAAAUGUGCACUGAACCAUUGAAAAAAAGCCAAGAUAUAUAAUUAUUCCGUCUGUCCUCUUUUGUCUAUGCGAAGCACCUGCUUAUUAUUUGAGGAUAUGCCGAUAUGAAGAUGGUCCAUAGGGUAAGUUUUAAUUUAUUUAGAAGCUCCAUUCUUGAAAAAAAAAUGUCGGAAUGUUUAGCUUGAUAACAUCGAGGCUAAUUUGUUUUAUGAUUCAAGUAUUUUGAAAAUUUAGGCCAUCAGGACACCUCUAAAAAAACCUUGUUACCGGUUUGAAAGCCACAUUUAUUACUCAAUUUUGAUGAAACUUGAUCAGCAUGCAUAUGUUAAAAAUAAAUAUGUAGUUUGAA
Molecule: messenger RNA, 1783 nt
Organism: Dreissena polymorpha
Lineage: Eukaryota; Metazoa; Mollusca; Bivalvia; Myida; Dreissenidae
Product: alpha-amylase-like
Biological process (GO): carbohydrate metabolic process
Molecular function (GO): cation binding; alpha-amylase activity
Source: RefSeq, a predicted model, not a curated record